This is a messenger RNA of Podarcis lilfordi (Lilford's wall lizard), 13048 nucleotides long. The record is from the annotation of a GenBank genome assembly. Lineage: Eukaryota; Metazoa; Chordata; Lepidosauria; Squamata; Lacertidae.
AUGGUUCGCAAACAAGACUUCCGGUUCCCCUUGACAAACUUAGGAGGUGCGGGGUAAGAACGGUGGAGAAAUCAAGAAGAAAUAACCUCUGGAGGCAGGGCGCGGCGGGCGUGAUUAUUUCAGAGCAGAGAAACCAGAAAGUCCUGUCAGCUUUAUCGCUACGUCAUUGGCAAUUUUGCACGGACAUGUGCCCCACCCCUCAGGCCCCUGAGCAUGGAAGUGCCUAAGCAGAACCGGAAGUGAGGAUAUCUUCAUUUUAUACGAUCUCUUUAGGAACCGUCCCGCGCGACAUCUUAAAGCCGGGCGGAAGUUACUGAUCGGCGGCUUCUCUCUCCCGCAUACGCAACAGCGUAAACAACAGCAGGCCUCAAUUCCCCCAGUUACUCUCAAAUGCCGUAAUAAGCAGCUGCUGAAAGAGGAGGAGCUAGGAGGGCGAGAAUGCGAGUGCGGAGGACUUAGUGCGGCUGCGCAGGUGAGUCCGCCUUUUUGUGGGAGGGGUGGGAUCCUGGGGACGGGGUCCUGGGUCUUGGUUCUCUCUGGGAAGCGGGAGGGCUGCUCGAGACUGAGCUCUGCCUUUUGGGGGACAGCAGUCUGCUCUCUCUUCUCCUGGCGCUUGGGAGGGAGGCGUCAGAGGGGAUCCUCAGAAAACCCUCAGAAGAGGAGUCGGAGCCCAGCCCAGCCCAGCCCACCUCCUCUUACCACUAAGGAGCCUUGCAUAUAGGCUCUUCCCUUCCCCCACCUUCCCCAUCAUAAGACACCAAGAGGGGAGGGGGUUGACUCUUGAGUUGAAGUGCCUCUUUCUAUGCUCAUCUUUUAGUGGGGCGGACCUUUCCUUUUAUUACGAUUUAUCAAAUUCGUAUACUGCCCUUCAUCCAAUGCCUUGCUUUUGCUUUGAGACACAUGCUUUGAGGAACAAAUAUGUAUGUUUGUCGAUGGUAACAACACUGGUACCAUUAAAGGCUAGCCCAUUUAUUAUGGCAUUGGGUUUUGUGGGCAGUAGUCCAUUUCCCUCAUAUACAUGAAGUGUUGUCCUAAGUUGCAGGUAGAUAUUUAUGUGGGUGGAAAUUGCAAUCUGUGGUCAGAAGGAAAUGCAAUGCAAAAAACAAAAAACGCCAAGUGAGAUAAUUGUUAUUUAUGUUAUUUGUGUGACCGCUCACAAGUAAGUUAGCAACCCAUACAAAUGGGUUGGUAAUGCAUGUAAUAUUUUAUACAUGUAGUAUUUUAAAAAUCCAUUUUCCCAUUCGUUCUACAAGUUGGUGUACUGUAAGUCAGUGAUAUAGCUUUGCAGACAAUUACAGUCACAGCCCAGUCUCUACAAAAAAGAAUAGAUGAGCACUAUUGCAAAUUAUUUCACUUGUUAGCUUAACCUGCCCACUCCCCUUUACUGGCCCUCCCUGCCCACACCUACAGCCUUGGCCGUGUGAGGCGGCUGCCUUGGACAACACAUCUUGAGUCCCAUUAAUAGGCAGCAAAGUGUCUGUUGUUCUAUUUUAUAAUUUUAUUUUAUAAUGUUACAAUUAUUAUUGUAGUCUUGCUGCCAGGAAGGAGGUGUUUGUAGGGUUUUCUGCCUCACGUGCCAAAAUAGCUUUGAUUGCCAUUGGCUGCAAUACACCCUGAUUGUAGUGAGGAGUACAUGCUGUGCACUGCUAUGUGCCGCUUGGCCACAGACAGUAAAAUAUCUUGGCCAACUCCUUACGUUUAUCAAUGUCCUUAGUUUGUAUUUAUUUUUGUCACUGUGAUAACAAAAUUUAUUUAUUUGUUAAUACAUUUGCCUUCCACCUUUCUUUCCAAGGAGCUCAAGGUGGUGUAGACCCUUUAUCUACAUACUCAGUGAGUUUCAUAACACAGUGGGGAUUUUAACCUGACUUUCCCAGAACCUAGUCCAAUGCUCUAAUAUCUCUCUUCUAACUUCUUGGACUGGUGUUUUGUUUUUUUUUAAACUUAUUAGCAGUACUUUUAUUGACAUCAAACAGUUAGUAUUUGACUUAGACGGCAAAUGUGUUCUCCAGAUUUCCCUGUAUUGCAUCUGUGCAUCUGUUCCUAAUCUAGGCGGCUCCUGCGUGUGGAGGAUUUGGUUUCUAUGAGGCGUUACAUGAUCUUGCUCUAAAUAUAAAAAAACUUUCUCUCUUUGGUUCAUUGUGACUGGCUGGUCAGGCUUGGGAAUCCCCUGCACAUUUUUAUGGGAUGAGCUGUACGCUGCCUUUUGCUACCUUGCUCAUGGGACUCCUGCUGACAAGAACCAUGGCCUGGACCUCGACUGGAAAGACACAUGCGGAACUGAUCAACAAUCUUUACAGUAAGUACAAUACAGAGCAAACAGAACCAAGGACCAGCAGCAGCCUGACGUUCAGGGCUCACCUCUAAAACAGCUGAUGAAAUGUUUGGAUACUGUCCAAAAUCCUCACUUAUUUUUAGCAUUGUUGACUUGACACCUAUUUCAUGGAGUGGAUGUCAGUGUGAAAACCUGUUUUAAAAUUCUACAUGCAUAUGAGUUUUAAGAUUCUGGGCUCGUGUCUGUCUGCUCCGCCUAUGUAUUCAGCUAUACAAGCAGCCACAAAUGAUGCAAUAGAGAAAUCCAUCCUAAGCAUCUAAUUUAAGAAAGGUUAUUCAGAGCAUGCAGAGGCUCAGCUCCCCUACAGCUGAGGCAGGUAGCCAUUUCUUCUAAUGAGUUUCUUUGGGAAUGCAAUAAUCCAUAAUUGUUAUCAUCCUCAGGCUGCCUGUCUUAGAUGGGAGCUUACUCAGACAGUACAGAAACCAGGAGAGUCAAUCUGCCAGUGGCUAUGAUGGCCAUAAAAAAGCAAAACAAUUAACUGGGAACCUUUCUGUAUUUGUCCAUCCAACGAUUGUUUAUUUUUUUUUAAAGAAAAUGAGUAUAUUUUGCAAGUUACAGCCCCGCCAUUGCACCUGUUUUUCCUUGGGCUCACCCAGGGCACAGCUGCAAUGUUAGGCCAAUUGUGUGGAUCUUUUCUGUGGAAUGGAUGAUAAUGUGUAAAUGACAUCCUAAGAGAGCACAGCAUAAUCUGUCCAGUUCUAGAGGUGAAAUCUUAAGUCAAGUUCAUUUCCCCAGUCACACUUUCCCAAGCUGUUUUAUUGAACGUCAAACCCAGCUUAAAGCACUGUCUCUGAGAACAGAUCUCUUUGUGUUUGGGUAUUUUUCGGUAAAGCCCUCAUAUGGAACAGGACUGGUCAGGGUUUAUUUUUACACAAAGCAAUUGCUUUUUCUCUUAUUUUACAUGAAGUGUAGCCAGAGACCUGAAUGUGAGCCUGUUCCCAAAUUGUCUAGAUGAGCUGAUUUCUAUUUUGCGGCUCAUGGGAACAGAGGGACCAAUUAUAAUCGGGGCCAAGGACGAGCAGAACCUCCCCUGCAUCCAAAUCCCAGCUUGCUAUUGCUGCUUAGGAUGGAAGGUAGGGAGGGUGGUCCAUUGGUGCUGCGCCAGUUCCUUGGGCCCCUUGGGGAAUUUGUGGGCUUUGGGUCUGAAACCUCUGUUGCCUUACUCCUAUAAUGCCCUAAUUGGGGGGGGGGCGUUUCUACUGGCUGCCUCUGCCAGGAGACCCACUGGCAGUAGUGUCCCACCAUCUCGGGUGGAGCUUGGGCUUGUUAUGUAAUGGAGCCACACCGCAAGCAAAGACGUGAUGCAUCCUAAACUGCCCACCUCUUAACACCAGAGGGUUAGGAUUGCAAACCUGUACCAGCUUUUCACAGGCAGUAAGCAGGGUGGUCUGCAUAUGUGGACUUAUUUGCAUGAACUGGGGCUGAGCAAUGUGGCUGGGUUUCAGCAUCAAAGGUUUAUUUGCUGAAUUUGGAGUCUAGAGCAAUAACCCCCUUUCCCUCUCCCUGGUGUGUUGCAUGCAUGUGUAUGGAUAGAUAGUGGAUACAAUGAGAGCCUAUGUGGUGUGGUGGUUAGAGUGUUGGACUAGGACCUGGGAGUAAAGGUAAAGGGACCCCUGACCAUUAGGUCCAGUCAUGACCGACUCUGGGUUUGCGGCGCUCAUCUCACUUUAUUGGCUGAGGGAGCUGGCGUACAACUUCCGGGUCAUGUGGCCAGCAUGACUAAGCCACUUCUGGCGAACCAGAGCAGUGCAUGGAAACGCCGUUUACACCUUCCCGCCGGAGUGGUUCCUAUUUAUCUACUUGCACCUUGACGUGCUUUUGAACUGCUAGGUUGGCAGGAGCAGGGACUGAACAACGGGAGCUCACCCCGUCACAGGGAUUCGAACUGCCGACCUUCUGAUCGGCAAGUCCUAGGCUCUGUGGUUUAACCCACAGCGCCACCUGCGUCCCUUGGACCUGGGAGACCAGGGUUCAAAUCCCCACUUGGCCAUGAAGCUCACUGGGUGACCUUAGGCUAGUCACUGUCUCAGCCUAACCUACCUCACAGGGCUGUUGUGGGGAUUAAAUGAGGAGGGGGAGACCCAUGUAUGCCACCUUGAGCUCCUUGGAGGAAAAAGCGGGAUAGAAAUGCAAUAAAUAAAUAAAAAAUUAAAAAACAGUGUAAAUUAGUACCUGUCUUUGGAUCACAGUGCAGUAAAAUUCAGUAUUGAACAACCUAAAAGUGAUACUAAAUAUAAAUAGUAAUAAAAAGUAUGCUGCUGUCAGCCUUAUUAUCCUCUCUCGUGUUUUUCUGUAGAAAAUGGUGUGAUUAAGUCUCAGCAAGUCCUUAAAGUGUUGUUGGCAACAGACAGAUCCCACUAUAUCAAGUAUUUUCCAUAUAUGGACUCUCCUCAGUCAAUCGGUAAGAAAUGUUGCUGUAGAUUGCAAUGUCAGUUAAAGGAAAUACUGCAUAUUUUAGAGACCGUAUUGUCCAUAGCAUUGUCUUUUGGGAACUCUCCAAAUCCUAGAAUCUAAAGUUGGGAGGGAUCUCAGAAGUCAUCUAGCCCAGCUUCUGCUUAGAUAUCUCCAGCUCACCACCUCCCAAGGCAGGACUGUUCUACCCUUGAGCCAUUAAGAAGCUUUCUUAACCCUUUCCCAGCAUCUGCUUCCCUGCCACUUCCACUUGCUGAUUCUAGUCCUGUUCUCUGGAGCAAAUCCCUGUGAACAAAUCUACUCCUUCUACAUGACGGCCCUUCAGAUAUCUGAAGGUGGCUGUCAGGUCUCCACUUAAUCUUCUCUAGGCUAAACGUACUCGGCUCUUUCAAGCAUUCUUCAUAGGGCAUGGUUUCCAGAUCUCUUAAUGGUCUUGGUCACCCUGCUCUGGACACCCCCCUAGUUUCUCAAUGUCUUCCUUAAAAUGUGGCAUCCAGAACAGGACUCUACCUCAGAUGCAGCCUGGCCAGUCUAGAAAGCAAGUGAAACCAUUAUUUCUUCUCAUCAGGACACUAUGGCUACUGUUCAGGCACUGGCUUUUUAGCAGCUGCAUCACACUACUAACUCAUUCAGCUUGUGCCAAGCCAGGUCUCCUCCACUCUAUCCUUGCACCUUCAUUUGUGUGUUUUGCACCUAAAUGCAGGACUUCGCCUUUAUCUCUGUCAAAUUCCAUCGUGUUAGUUUCAGCCCAGCGUUCUAGCAGCCCAAGAUCAUUUGAAGUCUUAAUUCUGUAAGACUGAGAGUUGUCCUUUGUUUAUGGGCUGCAAAAGUAAGCUCUGAAAACUAGCAAAGUGGACAAAAUAUUCUACAGAUAGUAUAUCAAACUGAAAGCUGGAAAUCCUUAGGUUUUUGAGUUGUGUAGGAAAACCGAAAGGGCGGAUUUGUGGUGAGAAACGUACAAAUCGCUAGAAAAUGCUCCAAUUGUUGUAGUUAUAACAUGAAAAGCAAACUUAUCCACAGCUUUCUUUCAGGGUACAAGGCAACCAUCAGUGCUCCUCACAUGGUAAGACAUACUUUUACAUCCAAUAAUAUACAGUAUAUGCAUUGAUAGCAUUCGGUGGUUCAGGAAGCACAAAGGCCAUGAACCAUCGCAGCUGCCUAAUGCCGAGUCAAUUCAUUGGUUCAUCUGGCCGAGCGCUGCUGAGCGCUGCUUUCUCUGGCUAGCGAUGGUGCUGGCUUUAGGCAAUCUUCUGUGGUCCUGUUGCCUGAGAUCCCCUGAAUUGGUGACGAUGGCAAAUUCUUUCUGCUAGGCAUUGGCUGAACAAUCCUGUGUGCUGCAGAUGCGCGUAAACAAACCCACCGGUUUUUGGGUGGUCCCAAACCCCUCAGAGCUUAGGACAGCUGUUCCUUGCUUCGUUCAGGAAUACAGGUUGCACUCGCUGCUGGCUGGCUAUCAGGUCAGAGAUGUCUUGCUCACCAUGGGGCAGAAGUAGAUAUCUUGGCCUACUGCUUGACAUCGCCUCCUUUAUCCUUUCUCAAGAGACAGCAUCUGCCUUCUUCAGUCUCAGGCCCUUCCCCUCCCUUUCCAUGACUGCUACUGAGGCUUUGAAGCCACCAAGAGGAGCUGGAAAACUUGCAGGUCCUCUCAGUCUCACCCCACCCCUUGCAUAUCAUCGAAGCUCCUUGGGAGCAGGCAGUCUAGUCGUUUCUUCUCCACACCUUGUGUGUGCCUCUAUUGCAAACUUUAACAUGCCUCGGAGAAAUUCCUCAGCUGAAAUAUCUGUGGGCGUCAACUUAGCAGAAGCAACCUCUAAAUCUUUAGUAAGACUGUGUAUCUUAACCAUCCUGCUUCUUGUUGCCUUUUGGCAAGGGGAUCGUGAAAGAUGCCGGUGUGGGAAGAGUGAAAUAUAGUUGCUUUCUCCCACAGCAUGCUCAUGCCCUUGAGUUACUGAAGGACCAGCUAGUGGAAGGAGCAAAGGCGUUAGAUGUCGGAUCAGGAAGUGGAUACCUCACAGCUUGCUUUGCAAGGAUGGUAAGCAGAAUGGAAAUUGAGAGGAAAUCCUUUUUUUUUCCUGUUUGGCUAAAAACGUCUACUUGUAAAGCUUACCUUCUUAAAGAACAGAUGAUCUUAUGCAUAUGUUUGGUGUUGCUUCUCUGUAGAGCAGGAUUUGACUGCUGAAAAUGAUUGAAUUUGGAUAAAUUGCAAGGGGUCUGCUAAAGUGAAUUUUAGUUUUAACACAAUUUUAACAAAAGCAACAAGAAACGCCUCUCUACAUAUAGAAUUCUGAAACUAUUCCUCCACUGUCCUGCGAAGUAAAUUGCCUAGCACUGGGGGGGGGGGGGGAAUAGAAUGAGGCUGCAGUCCUAUACACAGCUACUUGGGAGUAUGUCUCAUUAAUUCAACAUCACUUAGUUCUGAGCAGGCAUGCAUAGAAUUGUACUAUAAGAUUUUCCUCCAUUGGAAUUGGCCAAUUAGUAUAUUUAAUGAUCAUGUGGAACGCGGGACAGGUAAAAUUGUAGGAAUAACUGCAAAGGGACUGUUCAUUUUCAAGGUCAUUGGAAUUAUCCUUCUGUCAUUCUAAAACUGGAUGGAGAAAUAAUUGGAUAAAAAUUAUCAGGCAUUGCAAAAAAGGGAACCUCUCUGCUCUCUCAGAUAAUUUUGUUUGUAGUAGUAACACAGAUUUGAAGCACAUGUGGCAUCUCUUGACAGGUGGGUCCCACAGGGAAGGCAGUGGGAAUCGAACACAUUGAACAGCUGGUUCAUGAGUCCAUCAAAAACCUCAGAGAAGAUGAUCCCUCUUUGUUGAGUUCUGGCCGAGUGAAACUUCUAGGUGAGCAUCGGUAUCCUUUGCAAAUUUGAUGCUUUUGAAUUAUGGUGCUGGAGGAGACUCUUGAGAGUCCCAUGGGCUGCAAGAAGAACAAACCUAUCCAUUCUGAAGGAAAUCAGCCCUGAGUGCUCACUGGAAGGACAGAUCGUGAAGCUGAGGCUCCAAUACUUUGGCCACCUCAUGAGAAGAGAAGACUCCCUGGAAAAGACCCUGAUGUUGGGAAAGAUGGAGGGCACAAGGAGAAGAGGACAACAGAGGACGAGAUGGUUGGAUAGUGUUCUCGAAGCUACCAGCAUGAGUUUGAUCAAACUGCAGGAGGCAGUGGAAGACAGAAGUGCCUGGCGUGCUCUGGUCCAUGGGGUCACGAAGAGUUGGAAACGACUAAACAACAACAAAGCUAGAACCCCUUCACACUUGUGAAAACUUUACUUAGCAGGAACGGUUUCAGCCUAGCAAUAACCCUAAGAUUAGUUUCAUGAAAAUAAAUGAACAAGCUACUGCAGAGGAUUGCACAUUUAGAGCUAGUUUUCCGAGCCUGCAGUCUUAAGCACACUUACAUGGGAAUAAGCACUAUUGAGCGCAAUUCUUACUUCCAAGUAACCACACACAGGAUUGCAAUGUAGAAGUAUAUUUUUGUAAUGCAGUCUUCCCAGCCUGAAGCCCUCCAGACUACAACUCCCAUUGGUCCCGGUCACACGACCAUUGGUCAGGGAUAACGAGGAUUAUGGUCUGAAACAUCUGGAGAGCAACAGGUUGGGGGAAGCGAGAGUAAUGAUUUCUGAGCAUCUAAAAAGUAAUGGUAAAGGACCCCUGGACGGUUAAGUCCAGUCAAAGGCUACUAUGGGGUUGCGGUGCAGGAGCCAGUAUUUGUCCAUAGCUAGCUUUUCCGGGUCGUGGUCAGCAUGACUAAACUACUUCUGGCACAAUGGGAAACUGUGACGGGUGCCAGAGUGCAUGGAAAUGCCAUUUACCUUCUUGCCUUAGUGGUACCUAUUUAUCUACUUGCACUGGUGUGCUUUUGAACUGCUAGGUUGGCAGAAGCUGGGACAGAGCAAUGGAACCUCACCAACAUCACAUGGAUUCGAACCACCAACCUUCUGAUUGGCAAGCCCAAGAGGCUCAGUGGUUUAGACCACAGUGCCACCCACAUCUCUUUAGCUCUGCUUUCCCAAUUCCACCUAACCUUGGUAAUAUCAAAGAGCACAGUUCUCUUUUUUAGGUCUCUCACUAUGGUUAUUAUACUUCAUUUUGAUACCCCCAGUGCCAACAUAAUCUGCAUACAAGUCUUCCUUGCACGCAGAUGCCAAGUGAAAGGAAAGGCAAAGGAGAAGUGUAUAGGAGAAGCUGCCAUCUGAACAAGAACCUUCACUGCACAUUCUCUUUCUCUCUCCACAGUUGGGGAUGGCAGAAAGGGGUACCCCGAAGAAGCCCCUUACGAUGCCAUCCAUGUUGGAGCAGCUGCACCCACAGUGCCAAAGGAGGUAAGAGAGAAAGUUGCCUGUCUCUUUCCUCUCAGCUCUGGCUUGGAACCUUUUUGAAGCGGUUAAUUUACUAAGUCUAGAAGACUGUUGUGAAAAAAGUGUAACAAUAUGUUUCAGCUGUUAUCAUAAGGAAAGAGAACUAAAAUAGAACAGAGACAAUGUUUUACAUACUGAAAUCUCUGAUGGCCUGGAGAUUUGACCACGUUUCUAUUGACAUGAGGUGUAAGAAAAAUGGUUCACUCUUGGCAUUUCUCAGCACAUCACAAAGAGAGUGUUUAGGUAUAAAAGUGAGUAGCAGAUUUGUUGCCAUUUUUAAUUUUUAUUUUGGAAAUGGCUGCUUUUCAUGGACUACUUCAAGAGCUAGAGAACAGUGUUCAGUUUGUCUUUCUUCCCUUUUGUGUGUACGUGGAAACUGAAUUUCUCCAUUUUGUUUCUGUUUUGCCUUACUGCUCUUAUUGAUUCUUACUACUAGUUGCUGAAUGAGCUGAAACCUGGAGGACGACUAAUUCUGCCCGUAGGGCCAGAGGGUGGAAACCAGGUUUUGAUGCAGUAUGACAAAACCAAAGACGGGCAGAUUGUGGAAAAGCAGCUGAUGGGUGUGAUAUAUGUCCCUCUGACAGACAAAGAGAAACAGUGGCCUCGGUAAAUUAUUGAUAAGAACCUACCCUCUUGUGUUCCAACGCAUUGCUGGAUAAAAGUUCACUUUCCCCACAGUUACAGCACUACUAAAACGAGAAUCCCUAUCACAGGGUGUGUUUUAUUAGGCAAAGAUACUUAAGAUGCUGUGAGCAACUUCGUAGUGAAACCAUUUUUUAAAAACUGUGCAUUCUCUCAAAACAGAGAGUAAAUGUCUUGGGAAACAUACAGGGAGUGGGAACCUUUGUCCCAUGGACCAAAUGUGGCCUGGCCUGGGUCCAUUUGUCCCUUAAGUCCAUUUUUUUCCAGAUCACACCCACCGGUCAAACCAAAAAGUUUCCCCACCCCAAUACAGAGGUUCUUUUUAAGGCUAUGUAACGCUUUGAUUCCAGGCACUUUUGCAAGAAAGCCCAAUUGAACAAAGCUAAGCUUAUUUUUCAGUAAGUGUGUAGGCUUCUCACGGGCAUUCAGUUGUGAGAACAUGAUUCCAGACUAGAUGGGCCACUGACCUGAUCCAGCAGGCUCUUUUUAUGUGGAUUUGUUUGUUUAUUUAUUUAUUGUAUUUACCACCCACCUUUUUCUUCAAGGAGCUCAAGGUGGUCUUUAAUUUAAUCUCCAUAGCAGUGAGGCAGGUUAGACUGAGUAUUUAAAAAAUGAUAUUCAACUGCAGUUGGACAUAAUGGCUAACUGUGGUUUAAUUAAAGCAGGAUGUAAAUGCUAAUGAAGUGGGGAGGACAGGACACUGAACUAUGGCAAGCCAAGAGCUGAGUUUCCAAACCAGGUUAUUAUAGCUAUACUGUUAUUGGGCAAGAGAAAGCCAGUGUUUCCAUUAGCCCUUGUUCACAGGGAAAAUAUAAUACCAAGUAGUGAUUGUACUGUGCCUCGUGAUACAUGGGAUAAGGAAAACUCUAUUGCCUCUUGUAAACACAGGUGAAUAGGUAGAAUCUAUGUUAAAAAACCAGUCAGAAUGUAUAUUUAAAAGGCCCACAAACAUCAAGUUUGAAGGUCAAAACCUUGAAACAGGUCUAUAAUAUUUGGCCCAAGAAGAUCCAGCAUCUGCUGGGGGCAUUUAAUACAAAUGAUGCUAUUGACAUGAUCCUUCCCUGUGUGGAUGCUUUGCUUGCAUGCAGAGACAACACCCACAAAUGGGUAUUUAUUCCUUCUUCCAUAUGUAAAAAAAUGUUUUUAUAUCUGAAGUUUAGAAAAUCUACAUUCAUGUCACUUCCCAACAUUAAGGUCUUAUUUUUCUGAAUGAAGAGUAAAACUCCUGAAUCAAAUGAAUUGCAGAGCCAUCAUUUUCCUGGAGUGAUCAAGUCAUCAUAGAUAUUUGCUUGUUAACCAAAUGGCAUUUCCCUUUUUAUCUGUGAUUUCAUUAACUGCUUAUAUUACGGUCUCUACCACUUAGCUGUAUAUAUUAACUUUGAGAAAGCUCAAGGCAAGGAAUACCAUUUCACUUUGGGCAAUAUUUUCAUCUCUCCAGCUAAGUGCGAACACUUGAUUUUUGCGAAAAUAUAUUCAUGUAUGUUUAUAUUAAUUGUCAAUUGUCUCUCUUUCUUUAGGGGUGAACUUUAAAGAUCUUAAAUCACCUUUAAAGGAUCUUUGGAAAACCUGUGAACUAUGUUUGGAAAGAAUAGGCAUUCUUAUGCUGUGCAGAUAAAUGCAUAAGGCUCUGCUUCUUAAAUGGACUUCUUUACUACUAUUAAAGAUAACAACUCUUGUAAUGUAAGGGAAGCUAGGACCAGUCCUUCCACCAGGCUAACAGAUUCAUUUUCUGUUAACUCCAAGAACUCUUGGAAUUGGAAGGCAAAGCAGAGUGAUAGGUUCAAGACUGAUAACUAGCAUCAGUCCAGCUGUUUCAUAGGAUACAAAAAAAAUCCUGCAUGCAGAAGCAAAAGAAAAAGUUGAGGUGGGUGUUUGUGCACAAUAUGCCUUUUUAUUAUGCAAGGAAGCAAUGCUUAUGUGGCCGUCUGCUGUUGCGAGAAUAAUUUAAUUGGUCUUCUACUUCUGAAAAAGGACAUAACUGAAAAUAGCCCGCAAUUGUAACAUCUCAAUCUAAUAAACUAAUGAACUUGGAUCUUGCUUUUCUUCUCUUUUUUUACUAUUACACUCAUAAUACAAUUUGUCCUGCUGGAUGAGGACUCUCCUCAAGCAUCUGUUUUCAUCAGUAGCCACCCAUCUGUUUAAAAUCUCACAUUUAAGUCAGGAUACCUGUUUGUUCUUACCAUUUGGUAUUUGAAGGUGUACUGUCUCUACCCAUGGAGGAGGGAAUACUGCUACCCACCAAGCUAAUACCGUCGCCCUGCAGCUUGUACAUAUUGUCAUCUGUAAGGUUGGAUCUUCUUGCUAUUUAAUACUGGAUAGCAGUGGGCAGCGUUUCAGCAUCUUGUGCUGUGCCAGAAAUGUAUGACUCAAUACAGAAUGGUGUGUGUGUGUAUUUCUUCUUCUUUGGCAAUCACUCAUAGCCCAGUAAGAUUGUCUUCCAUGAACAUGGUCUUAACAGUGAGUCCAUAAAUGACUUUGGAGACCAAUUCUGGAUCCACAAGUCCUUCCACAGUGUCAGACAUAGGUUUCCAGGUGGGAGUUGAUCACGGUGAGAGUUUCCCAAACAUGCCUUCCUCUUAGCACGUUUCUCCCUUUCAUCCUGAGUUCAAGCGUCUUCAAAGUCCAUGACACCUUUCAUAAAGGCUGUUCUCCAACUGGAGCACUCGCAGGCAAGUGUUUCCCAGUUGUCAGUGUUUAUACUACAUCUUUUUAGCUUUGCCUUGAGAGAGUCUUUAAACCUCUCUUGUUGACUACCAGCAUUAUGCUUUUCAUUUUAAAGUUCAGAAUAGAGUAGUUGCUUUGGAAGACAAUAAUCAGGCAUCUGCACAACAUGACCAGUCCAACGAAGUUGAUGUGUUAAAAUCAUUGCUUCGAUACUGGUGAUCUUUGCUUCUUCCAGUACACUGGCAUUAGUUUGCCUGUCUUCCCACGUGAUGUGUAAAAAAAAUUGUAGUCCCCAGUGAUUCUGAUGGCGUUUUUAAGUGGUCCAUGUUUCACAAGCAUACAAUAAAGAUGGUAGUACAAUAGCUUUGCAAACCAGCAUUUUGGUUUCCCUGCAAAUGUCCCAGUGUGGAUGUGCAAAAUAAAAUGGAGCAUAAAAUUGUAUGCAAGUAUAGAUCUGAAAUUGUUGUUUAUGGUGAACACUUUUCUAUUUAUUUUUAACUUUUCUUUCUUUUAUUCUCUUUUUUCCCCUUCUUCUUUUUGAAUAUUGCUUUACAGAUGUAUAAAUAAUUAUGUUCAUGUGUAUAUGUAUGAAAUUUGUUUCUUUAUUUCUUAUUUGAUAUUCUUUAUUUUGUAUUUAAUAAAAUUUAAUUUUU